This is a messenger RNA of Rhodamnia argentea, 1576 nucleotides long. RefSeq names its product GDSL esterase/lipase At4g10955-like. Bases 234 to 1397 code for a protein of 387 amino acids. Lineage: Eukaryota; Viridiplantae; Streptophyta; Magnoliopsida; Myrtales; Myrtaceae. The record is from RefSeq and is a predicted model, not a curated record. The transcript is spliced from 2 exons.
GGAGAGAGAGCUCGAGAACAAACCUCAGGAGUUGGGCGUUCCUCCUUCUUUCGUUUGGCGAAUGGCUGGAUCGAAUCAGAUUCCAAAGCUCCGCAUAAAGCAACAGAGAGCCUCAAAUUGUCGUCAGACUCGUCUUCAGUCUCUCUCCCUCUCUCAAUAGUCAAUGGGAAUGAGUUGAAGAUACAAGCGAAGAGGCGGAUUUGAUGAUGGCGAGUUGAACCGAGUCGAUUUUGAUGGCGAGCAGAAGUGGAGAGGAUAUAUCGCCGAACGACGACCAGGCUCAGCCUCAGCCUCAUCCCUACGCAUUUCACGUGUCUGGACCUCGCCAUCUCUCUUCUCCCAACUGGAGACACCUCCUCAACUCCACUUGGAAGGAUGGGAACUACAAAAGAACCGUCGUGGCUUGCUUCAUUCAGGCAGUGUACCUCCUGGAAUUGGACAGACAGGAGAAUCGGUCAGAAGAAAAUGCUCUAGCUCCGAAAUGGUGGUUGCCAUUCAAAUACAAGCUAGUUCAAAUCCUUAUCGAUGAGCGGGAUAGAUCCAUUUUCGGGGCACUGCUAGAAUGGGACAGAUCUGCAGCGCUAGCCGAUUUUAUACUCAUGAGACCGAGCGGAGCGCCAAAAGCAGUUCUGGCACUCAGGGGGACAUUACUCAAGAGCCCUACAAUUCGUAGGGACGUCGAGGAUGACCUCCGGUUCCUAGCCUGGGAAAGCUUGAGAGGUUCUGUAAGGUAUACAAUAGCACUGGAGUCGUUAAAAUCAGUCGCCGAAAAGUACAGAAGCGGGAAUGUUUGUAUCGCAGGGCAUUCUCUCGGAGCAGGGUUCGCUCUUCAGGUGGGGAAAGCGUUGGCUAAAGAGGGCAUUUAUGUGGAUGCGCAUCUAUUCAACCCUCCUUCUCUAUCGCUGGCUAUGAGCCUAAGGAAUAUUGGAGAUAAAGCUGGGGACGCCUGGAAGAAGUGCAGAUCUAUGUUUGCUUCGAACAAUGAAACCAAGGCAAUUGGUGCUGCAGAAGAGAGGAAUCCUGUUUUAGGCUUGAACAAUUGGGUUUCAUACUUUUACGGGAACAAGAAUUCUAGCACGGGGAUGCAAAAAUGGGCACCUCACCUGUACGUGAACAAUAGCGACUACAUUUGCUGCUAUUAUACUGAUCCGGCGGGAUCGGACAAUAAGGAUGCCGGGAAGGAAGAUCCGACACCUGAGAAUGGUCAUGUUGCAGCCAAGCUGUUUGUGAUGUCCAAGGGAAAUCAGAAGUUCCUCGAAGCCCAUGGACUAGAGCAGUGGUGGUCCAAUGAUUUGGAUCCUCAGCUAGCUCUGCAUAAUGGCAAGCUCAUAAGCAGACAGUUGAGGAGCUUAUACCACCUUCCAGCCCCGCAAAAUCCGCAGAGGAAUCCCCAAUAGCAUACAUAAGCAGGUUGCUUUCUCUUUGUCGAUAACUCAUUUGCUGGAGGGACCUGUAAUGCUAGGAUUGUUAUUGAUGGCCUCUGUGCUUCAAGAAUUGUUCAGAAUAAACCUAUUGUCGACACUUUCCAUCUUCUAAUUCAAUUGUGCAAUUGUCUAUCAUCUCAACUUUUGCCAGA